Molecule: messenger RNA, 1176 nt
Organism: Knipowitschia caucasica
Lineage: Eukaryota; Metazoa; Chordata; Actinopteri; Gobiiformes; Gobiidae
Source: the annotation of a GenBank genome assembly
AUGUCAACUCUGCAAGAAUCUGACCGGGAUGACUUAUCUGUGGCAGGGGUGCAGCCUUUUAUAGAGGAGAAAGAGCUGGAGGUUUUGGAGAAAAGACAUUCAGAUCUUUGGUUAAACGAAAAACGGGCAAACAAUCUAGAAGACAGUGUGAUUGAGUUUGAUGAAGAUUUGGCCUCAGAUCCAUUAGAUUCGGAAUAUGUCCCACCUAUAUCUUUGAGUGCUGGGGCACAUCAAUCAUAUUGGAAUGGUUCUGCUCUUAUGGACACAAGUUAUGGAUGUGGAACAGUCAACCUUCAAAAGAUGGCAUUGUGGCCCUUGCUGACGGGAGAAUGGACUCACCAGGUCAUUCUGCAACCCCUCAUGCAUCCAGAACGGGGAAGAUAUAUGGAUCAUGGAGUUACCCAUUCCCUGGAUGUCUGGCAUGCUGAAAAAAAUCUAACUAAGAGGCUUCAUGCUGUCAAAAACAAAUCCUUGGGUGGAUCAAGGACAUUGUUAACCAUUUUUGGUAUGCCUGUCAGCAUGCAAGCAGCCGAGAAGAGUUCAUGGACAUUUGGCGAGGUGUACUGCACCAUGUUAGUGGCGUGCAUGAGUGGGACCUGGAUCGUGCUGAACCGCAGAUGGCUGAAGGAUGUGGAGAAGUUCCUCACAUUUCGGACCACCUCACAGCUGGAAUCAUUCCAAAACCAUAUUCUGAUCCGUCCGGCACAUGUGAACAGCAAAGGCCAAGUGUCCCUAAAGAGACUAGAGGACUCUUUUGAAUGUACGCGUGUUGCAGUCCGACAACAAGAAAUAGUCAAUUCUGCCCCACCUGUGGAAAAUGUCAAAGCGCGCUGGCCAGCACUUCAUACAGAGAGACAGGUCCUGGCAGAAUUUAACCAGAUCACCAGCUCCAAACUGGGCAAUGAUUUCGUUGAAGCAUUGGAUUGCCUAACGACACAGUUCAUCAAGCUCUUUAAGGCCAAAAGGGGGUCUGCUGGCGCUAAGCUUUCCAAGAUUGUCCGGCACCUCGAUUCCUGUCAGAGGAGAUGGAGAAAGGAGAAAGGUACACAUCAAAAGAGAUGGUGGAACUGCAGGAAAACCCUGGUGACCGAGAGAUCCUUAAAGAUUAUAAUUCUUGACAUGAGUGAAACACAUGGACAAAUGCCUUCCCGAAAACAAAAAAAGCUAUGCUCUUAG